UACAACGCAUUUUAAAGUGUCAAAAAUAAAACAUAACCUCUUUUUGAACACGCGUUUCGAAGAACACGCAUUUAAUUUCAAUUAAGUUAAAAUGACGAGAUUCGCGCGUGCGAAAGGAUCAAAAUCAUCCAACGAAAGGGUACCCGAAGAAGCUACAUCAUGGCAAGAAAUGCAACAACAAUUACAAGAUAAAAAACGAGAAAUUGACGAUGAAAAGAAUCGCAAAAAAGCUGAGGAGAAGCGCAAAGAAAAUUAUAAAAAUUUUUUGGAUGAAUUAGACGAUUCCAAAGAGGUAUCAUGGGCUGAAAUUAAAAGUGAAAAAAAUGAGACCCCUAAAAAGGGGAAAAAAAGGAAAUUGAGUGUGUCUCAACCACAAAGUGAAGAAGUCAACGGUAAAAAGACCCCGAAGAAAAUAAUUAAAAAAAAAUACGAAGAAUUAACCGAAGAGGAAAAGAAAAAGGUUGAUAAAAAACGAGAGAAGAAAUCGAAACAAAUAGAAAAAAGAAAUUUACUUAAAAAAGAAAAAAUCCAAAAUAAUAAUAACAACAAAAAGAAAAUUCCUAAACCGAAAGAUAAUAAAGAACACAAACGAAGAAAACCGAUUGAAAAACCACAAACUUUACACAUAAACGGAACAGUCAUAAAAGUAACCAAAUUUGAAGGUUUCCCGGUUAAAUCUGACGACGCAGAGAGACUAAAAAAACUCCGAAAAGACAUGAUUUCGAAAGGAAUCCCUCGCAGUGAAAUUGAAAUCGCCUUAAAAUUAGAACGUAGAAAAGCCGAGAAAGCCCUAGCUAGGGAAAAGAAAAAAGUUUGUUUUAAUUGCCGCAAAUCUGGCCACGUUUUAUCUGAAUGUCCGAAUUUAAACGAUGAUAAACAAGAUACAAUCGCUUCAGGUGUUUGUUUUAAAUGUGGAUCAACGGAGCACACUCAUUUUGAAUGCAAAGUUGUUAAAGAUGAUAAUUAUAAGUUUGCUACUUGUUUUAUUUGUAAUGAGCAAGGUCAUAUUUCUCGACAGUGUCCCGAUAAUAAUAGGGGUUUAUAUCCUAAAGGUGGGGCGUGUAAAGUUUGUGGGGAUGUGACGCAUUUAAAGAAAGAUUGCCCAAAAUAUCAAGCGCAACAGGAAGCUUUGAAUGUUGAAGUGGAUAGCGUUAAUUUUGACAACAUCGAAUGUUUGGAUGGGGAGAAAAAGAAGGAUAAGAUUAAUAUUUUGUCUAAUAAAGUAAUUAAGUUUUAAAACGUUAAUUAUAAAUAAAAUGAUAAAAUAUUUACAA
This is a messenger RNA of Onthophagus taurus, 1274 nucleotides long. Its product is annotated as zinc finger CCHC domain-containing protein 9. Gene Ontology annotation, cellular component: nucleolus. Gene Ontology annotation, molecular function: zinc ion binding; nucleic acid binding. The record is from RefSeq and is a predicted model, not a curated record. Lineage: Eukaryota; Metazoa; Arthropoda; Insecta; Coleoptera; Scarabaeidae.